AUGGCUUGUAUAUGGGAAGAGAGCAAUGGACACUGUUUAUCUGGACUCCUGGAAGACUUUAACACUGAGAUCCUCCUAGAUAAAUUUUUGAUGCAUGGGCUGAUGAAUUAUUCAGAAGCUGUUCCUGGUAUCCCCACUUCAUAUGCUGCUAUCCUAAGAAUUAAAUCUGGUAGUUCACCUUUAGCCUCAUUUAAUUCAAAGAACAGACCUCGUUUAAGCAGUCCUUCAUUAGGAAGUCUGUCUUCACCAGGCUGGAGAGGAGCUGCACAACAAUAUCACUCCCCAACAAAUCUUUACCACUUUUCAGAAGCCUUCAAACAUGAUGAAAGUGUUGACUACGGGCCAGUGUUUGUACAAGAGCCAGAUGACGUAAUCUUUCCAACUGAUUCUGAGGAGAAGAAAGUAUCUCUGAAUUGUCAGGCUCGUGGAAAUCCUACUCCCACAUACAGAUGGCUUCGAAAUGGAACUGAAAUCGACAUUGAAAGUGAUUAUCGCUUCAGUUUAAUAGAAGGAAGCUUGAUCAUCAACAACCCCAGUGAAAUGAAGGAUUCUGGACAAUAUCAGUGCUUAACCACCAACACAUUUGGCAGUAUUUUAAGCAGAGAGGCUGUUCUUCAGUUUGCAUAUCUGGGGAAUUUUAGUGGUCGGACAAGAAGUGCUGUCUCUGUACGUGAAGGUCAAGGAGUGGUUCUGAUGUGCUCCCCUCCACUUCAUUCACCAGAGAUCAUCUAUAGCUGGGUUUUUAAUGAAUUCCCGUCUUUUGUGGCAGAAGAUAGCAGACGCUUCAUCUCUCAGGAGACAGGAAAUCUCUACAUCUCCAAGGUGCAAACAUCUGAUGUUGGCAGCUACAUAUGCCUGGUAAAAAACACAGUGACAAAUGCCAGAGUUUUGAGUCCUCCUACUCCUCUGACACUAAGAAAUGAUGGUGUGAUGGGGGAAUAUGAACCAAAAAUCGAAGUCCAUUUUCCUUACACAGUUACAGCUGCAAGGGGAGCUACUGUUAAGAUGGAGUGUUUUGCACUUGGCAACCCUGUUCCAACAAUCUCUUGGAGGAAAGUUAAUGGCCAUAAUCCAAGUAAAGCGCGCCUGAGAAAAUCCCAAGCUGUGCUUGAAAUACCUAAUGUGCAGCUAGAGGACGCAGGGAUGUAUGAAUGUAAAGCUGAAAAUUCACGUGGAAGAAACGUCUUCAGAGGACAACUGCAGGUGUACACCUACCCAAAUUGGGUGGAGAAACUGAAUGAUACUCAGUUAGACAGUGGAGAUCAGCUCCGAUGGGAAUGCAAAGCCACCGGAAAGCCAAGGCCCACAUAUCGUUGGCUAAAAAAUGGAGUUCCUCUCUGGCCACAGAACAGAAUUGAGAUGGUUAAUGGUGUUCUGAUGAUCCACAAUGUCAAUCUCUCAGAUGCUGGCAUGUAUCAGUGCUUAGCAGAAAACAAGUAUGGUACCACUUAUGCCAGUGCCGAGCUAAAGAUUUUAGCUUCAGCUCCCACGUUCCCACUAAAUCAAAUGAGGAAAACAAUAAUUAUUACCAAAGGCCAGGAAGUUGUCAUUGAGUGCAAACCAGAAGCCUCUCCAAAGCCAACUAUCACUUGGAAGAAAGGAGAUAAAGCACUAAAGGAAAGUAAGAG
This is a messenger RNA of Chaetura pelagica (chimney swift), 1628 nucleotides long. Its product is annotated as contactin-5-like. The transcript is spliced from 11 exons. The record is from RefSeq and is a predicted model, not a curated record. The annotation marks the transcript as partial. Lineage: Eukaryota; Metazoa; Chordata; Aves; Apodiformes; Apodidae.